AUGGAUGCUAAUACUAAUGCUAGUACUAGUAAUGCUAGUAAGGGAUCUUCGGAUUCUGAAAGAGCUGAGGAUGGUGAAAGACCAAGAAAUGAAACGGCGAUUCCUAGCACGGUGCUUUCAGCGGAAUUGGACUUGCUAAAGCAUACAAAGCCAGGUUGCGUAUCUAACGGUUUAGCUGCAGCUGACAGCAUUAAUGAGAAUAACGUCAACGGCAUUAUGGUAGAUAGCAGCGGCCGUCCAUUGCAGAAUGAAGAGAUUCAAAAGAUUGUGGAAUCACGUCUUCUAGAUACUGUACCUAGGAAUACCGGUACGGAGGGUACUGGCCACAGUAUCCAUAGUGAUGGCAUAGAGAGCAACACUCACAACUGUGUACAAACCGGGACAGAACCUGUGGCAUUGACAUUGGCAACACCGGGGGCUUACUCUAGUGGCCCUGGCAGGGAGCUACAAAGAACCCUCGGACCCCAAUUUGGCCUUCUUGGGGUUGCAGCAGCAGCAGCAGCAGCUCAAACAGAAACCACAACCAAUGCUAGUGCUACUCAAGACGUUGCCAGUGAAAGUAAUAUGGAACCAUCACUGCUGCCGCCAGAAACAAGACCAAGCCACGAUACCACUGGACUCGUUGUGGCAAACUUGGUAGACGAAAAUUCCGAAGUACUGAAUGCUCUGCCCCAAGCACAAAGUGUUGAUUUGGAAGCGGCCAAUCGAAGAGCCCAAAGAACCAAGCAAUCCCGCACCUACAUUCUAUUGGGACUUGUCAUUUUGAUUGCCGUUAUCAUCAUAUUGGUGACCAUUCUUGUACCUUCCAGGGGAGAAUCAUCCAAUGAUGAUGAAGAUAAUCCCACAAGUAUGCCUAGCAGCAACCCGUCUGAGGCACCAACAACCUUGGAUCAAUACUAUUUGUCCCUGUUACCAGAGGACACCCAGCAAAAAAUCAUGGAAGAUGUGCAGUCACCGCAAUCACUGGCGUUCCAAUGGCUGCUCGACGACAUGACUGAACUCGAUGAUGACUACUCAAACAACAAUUCUUCUGUAUUCAUGAACCGAAUCAAACAGCGUUUUGCCUUGGCCACCAUCUACUAUGCCACAGGUGGAAACAUCUGGGCGCACAAUGACAACUGGCUCAAUCACACAGUCCAUGAAUGUGAAUGGUUCACAAGAUCAGAGUUUGCACUGAAGUCCAAAAUUGCAUUUUUGUACACUGGCUUCCUUCAAGAGUUUCAGCUACCGACCAGCAAGUGUGAUACCCAUACCGGUAUCUACGAGCAUCUGUGGCUCGACCAGAAUAAUCUUGUGGGUUUAUUGCCCGAAGAGCUAUACAUGCUGACUACCCUUAAAACUCUGUCAAUGGGUUUCAAUAUGCUUGUUGGCCCCCUGUCCACACUUCUUGGACAAAUGACGGAGCUCCAAGGGCUGGCAUUUGCCAAUUCAGAUCAUGGAUGA
Messenger RNA from Seminavis robusta, 1443 nucleotides. NCBI's taxonomy places the organism in Eukaryota, Bacillariophyta, Bacillariophyceae, Naviculales, Naviculaceae. The record is from the annotation of a GenBank genome assembly.